AUGUCAUCAACUACGUUAUCAGAACACUCGUUAAAAGACCUUGACCAUAAGCUACUUGGCUUGUUACAUAAAGCUUACGUGUUGGUUGGUCCGGCCGAUGAAGAAAGUCAACAGGCUGAGUCAUUGCAAGAAAGGUUGAGCUCGAGAUUAAAUCAGAUUUCUGAUGAAGGGAAUCAACAAUCAGAGGAGUUGAAUAAAAAUAAAACCAUAAGAGAAACUUUUGUCGCAAAAUGUUUGGAAAUUCUGGAAGCUCUGGAAUCAACCUUAAGGAGCAUCAAUGAUAUUAAAAAUCAGACGUUGGUCGGGAAUAAUAAAUUACAAGAACCGGAUGUUUUAGGUGUAAGAGAUCUAAGGCUUGUUCAUACGAUGCUAGAGAUCAUAAUAAGUUGGGGUAUAUACCCGUGCCUUCUUCCAGGAGUCGGGAUUCCGAUUUCACGUAGGAUUCGAUCUGGAUACAUUCAGAAUGAUUUUUUGGAAAAAGUGGCAAACAACGAAGGAAAUACAACAUUCGGAGAUUCACGGUCAAAGUCAAAAUAUCUAUUCAGCAUAUUAAAAUCGUUGACAAACGUUAUGCUUUUUUCGCCAAGCAGAUUAACUCCAAUCACCACAGUGUCGUCCAUCAUAUAUAGAAAACACAUCACGGAUGUUUAUGCUGCGUUGUUGCAAUUGGCCUAUGGACCAAUUUUAUCAAAUGAUGGACAAGGGUUGGAACGGCGCAAGGCGAGGCAACAGUUAAUAACAGUAUUGAAUGAAGAAAACGAUGGAGUGAAUGCAAUGGUUGAUGAUAAGAAACCCGGAGACCCUGAACUAGAGCAAAUGCGCAAAGAGUGCAUAUCACUGUUUCGGGAAAUUUUCGAAAGAUCGGAUUCUUUUCAGUCCUUAGAAGCUUUGACCACACUUUUAUCAUCAUCUCCAUUACAUCAGUCACCUAAAUGGUUGAAAAAUGUCUGCGGUAGAUAUUUGACCCGAAUUUUAUUGAGGCAAAAUGGUGUAAAAAGUGUUAUUGAAUUUAUGAUCGGAGGAGAGAGUGAAGCAAGUUUAUCCAAGGUGGAAGCCAUAUCUCAAUUAAUACUUUCUGUUCCGAAUACAGUGAAAUCUUUGGAGGCAUAUUUUUCCAUAAUAUGCCCGCAAUUGCUGUCCAUAGUUCAGUCAUCUUCAACACUAUCUCGCAAUUCCGACACAAAACUGAUAUUUUUGCCAAUUGUAAAUGUUGCAUCAUUGAUAAUUGCAAGAAUGUUUAGCAAGUUUCCCACAAUCACAAAGAAAUUCAUAGUCACCAAGGUAUUUGGUACAAUGUGGGCAUGGUGGGGUAUAAAUAUGAAGAGAAAAAAUCAACUAUUGCUGAAUCAUGAUUUUACCACAGACCUUGAUCCAUUGAUAAUGGAUGAACAAACAUUGCAAUCUACCAUUUCUGUGGUACAUCAUAUAUUAGUUGGAAGUGAACCAAUACCUGAUUUAUUACAAUUUUUCUUAGAGGAUUCUGUUGCACCAUUAUAUUAUUUGUAUUCAUUCACAUGCCAUUCAAAAUCUUUCUUGAAAGACAUUGUGAUGGACAUUCUGUUGACUUACUUUAAAAUUGUGUCGGUCAGUGAGGGCGUUGAGACAUUCAAGGAAAUAGUAUUUAGGAGAAAUAAAAGGUUGAUUGCUCCUAAAUUGGGGGAGAUUGGAGAGAUCUAUUUUGCCCCUGGGCCUUCAGGAGGUGUCGUUAUGAGAUUACGGAUGGCUGCAAUCAAUACGUCGGUCACCACAACGACACUAGAUGUUAAUGUAUUUAUUGAUUUCGUGAAAUCCAUAUCAAAGAACGAAUUGUCUGGUGACCUCUUCAUGUACCUUCUCACGGAAUACACUUCAUCACUCUCCCUUCAACUGCAAGAGCCUAAUCCCAGACGCAUUCUCACAUUACUUCACAUAAUUAUGUCAAUGAUUGAUAAUCUUGGAUCAACCAUCUUACAAAAACCUGGACAAAUGAUUGCAUUUGUAAAUAAUGUGUUGGAGGAGUAUAACCUUAAAAGGGACAAUCAGAAGGGUCAUGAAAAUAUGGGAAUGAAAGGGGGAUUUAGGAUGCUGAAGCACAAAUCCCUAUCGGUAAAAGAUUCACAUAUUUUAAAUCUGGUCUCAAAUAAUCUGGUUCCACUUCAGUUCCAUCACAAAUCCUCAAUUUGUUCUCUGUCACGAGGACUGAGGCUAACGAUAUCUGCGCGUGAGGCAGCAUCUCAAUCCUCCUCAUCCUCAUCGCAAAAUUCGCAAGAAUCACAACGCAGAGAAGAAAGUUUAAAGAGAUUCCAAGAAGCCAUGGAUGCAUUGCAAGACGAAAUUCUCCCUAUAAAAGCGCGUGGGAUUACGAUGCUUAAAGAGAUGAUCCUUGAAAAGGAUGUGGUGAUGGAUGAAGGGGAGAAUUUGGAUAGGGUUUUUGACCUAUUCAUUCAGAUGGUUCAGGAUGACGAAAGCUUUAUCUAUUUCAACGCUAUCAAGGGAUUGUCAUCGUUGACCGAUGUUCAUGGCGAGCGGAUUAUAAGAAAAUUGAUGAAAAUCUAUUCAGAUUUCAGUCAAAAUUUGGAUAAUCGAUUGCGCGUAGGGGAAGCUAUUUUACAAACCGUUCAAAGAUGUGGCGAUGUACUUGGGAAAUACAUCGUUACACUUUUACCACCACUCCUGCACGUUCUAAAUAAAGAUGAAAAUUCUACAUUACGUAUCUCGGCACUGAGCAUUAUCGGGUGUGCGUGUGAGACAUCUCCGUUGGCCUUGACUUCGUGGUUUAGAGAUGUGGUGGAUUGGGUCUUAAAUAUAUUAGAUAUCCAAAGCGAGGCUGAAAUUCGAAGAGCAUCUACAGUAUUACUCAUUUCGUUAUUUCGUGGUUUAUCGUCACGUUCACAAACGAUCCAUCUGAUUCCAAAUUACUUACUGGAACGAAGUUGGCGAACGUUAAGAUACAUUGAGGAAGUCGACAAAGAUGAGUUGACUAGAUACCAGGCGAGAGUCGGAUUAUCCGAUUUAGAAGACAUAUCAAACAAUGAAUUAUUUGGAAAUAUCUAA
Messenger RNA from Acaulospora morrowiae, 3033 nucleotides. The record is from the annotation of a GenBank genome assembly. NCBI's taxonomy places the organism in Eukaryota, Fungi, Glomeromycota, Glomeromycetes, Diversisporales, Acaulosporaceae.